Messenger RNA from Brachypodium distachyon (stiff brome), 927 nucleotides. RefSeq lists its product as uncharacterized. The transcript is spliced from 3 exons. Lineage: Eukaryota; Viridiplantae; Streptophyta; Magnoliopsida; Poales; Poaceae. The record is from RefSeq and is a predicted model, not a curated record. The coding region runs from base 1 to 927 and encodes 308 amino acids.
AUGCUCUCACCCCUGCCACUACGCGAGGUCUCCCCUCGCUCUAGCCUAUACGCCGAUGAUGCCAUCAUCUUCAUCAACCCCAUCCGCGAUGAGAUUGCUACUCUUCUGCGUAUCCUCUCUGAGUUUGGCCUCGCUACGGGCCUCCGCAUCAACGCCAACAAGUGCUCCAUCGCCGCAAUUAGAUGUAGCGGCAUCGACAUGGACCACGUCCUCCAGCCUUUCUCCGGCAAGCGGUCUUCUUUCCCGAUUCGCUACCUCGGUCUUCCUCUGUCCCUUGGUCGAACAGGGUUAGCUCACCUACAGCAUAUCAUUGAUCGUGCCCGUGCUCACUUCGCGGGAUGGCGUGGCAGAUGGAUCAACGCCGGCGGCCGCAGAGCGCUCUGCUCUUCUGUGCUCAGCGCCCUCCCCACUUACGCCAUGACCGCACUCAAACUUUCGAAAAAAUUCAUCGUUUCUCUGGACAAGAUCAGGCGCCGCUUCAUCUGGGGAAUAGAGGGGAAUGAUUUGGUGGGCGGCAAGUGCAAGAUUAGCUGGAAAAAAGUCCUUCUCGAGUUCGUCCAGGCAUGGUCUAUGCUCCAGCACGCCGACAUCCUCCUCCUCCCUGGCGUGCCCGACACCAUCCGCUGGACUAUCACCGUCGAUGGAUGCUACUCCGCCCGCUCUGCCUAUAGACUGCACUUCGAGGGCCACGUCCGCUCGAACCACGAGCGCAACGUCUGGCGUGAUGAUCUCGGCCAGCACCGCCAAGGGAUCAAAUCCAUGUUCAUCCUCAUCUGUUGGGCCAUAUGGCGCGAGCGCAACUCCAGGGUGUUCAACGACAAGGAAAUUUCGUUUCGCCGGAUUUGUUGUUUCAUUAAGGAUGAGGCCCGCGAGUGGGCUUUCGCGGGCGCCAAGGCCUUUAGGAAGUUACUUUGGGAACCACCUUAA